AUGCACGCGGUCGGCCUGCACUCCGCGCUCGCCAUCCGCCGCGAGCGCAAGCGCCGCGCCGAGCAGCAGCGAGCGCGCGAGCGCCGCACUCCAUCCAGUCCACCGAGUCCGGCGUCACCUCCCCGCUGCUCCACCGGCAGCCUCGAGCACCGGCGCUACAAGAACCCACACGCUCCCGAGAAUGAGGUCGUCUCCUCCGUCGGCAUGCUCCACCUCGGAGUCGUGUUCCUCGUCCUCGGCGUCUUCUUAGUCGCAUCGGGCUGGCUACCCGAUGACGUCACGUCGUGGAGCACCAUCGGCUCCUUCAGCUGGUUCAACGAACUCGUUUGCUCCGGACUAUUCGCGUUAGGCGUCGGGAUUUUCCUGAUCGCAUUACACAAAUACUUAACCAAAAGUGAAGAAGACGCUUUAGAAGAUUAUGUCCAACGCCAGCUGACACGGUCUCGCUCGGGACAUAGGUUGGAAAGAGAUGCAGAAACAGGUGGGAUGAGGACGAAAGGCGCUCGCAGAGCACGGGCCACUGAAGUAUUACCUGAGCCUGUCACUGAAACCUACAGGGAACCGUCUCCUGAAAGAAUUCACGGGUUUGUUAACGCGCUUGCGUUGAACGGUGAUGCGCUGAGAGAAACUCCUCUCGAACAAAUAGUGGAGGAAGAGAUGUCGAUAGCAUCUGAGAGUGAGAGGAGACUGGGCAAGUUCAACAAGGACACUUACUCCACUCCCUCCGUCGCGCCGAGCCUGAGCCUGAGCCCCGGGUCGCCGUCUGACACGAAGGAGCUCCUGUCCGACGGCCGCUACAUGAUCAUGUCCAAGAUAUGAACGUCCUAGUUUGACAACUCAUUGAUACCGUACAUCUUGCUUCUCUAUGGACUUGUCUUUGAUUUUAUCGGUAACCACGUUAUUUCCCGUUGAAAUACAGAAUUUUUUAUCGAUAUUAUAUCGAUGAAAAGUGGUAUAAGUAUAACUGAAAUUAAUUUUGAAACAAUUAGUUUAAUUUGAAGAAACCUAGAAGUAAAAUCUACAAAGCGUGUACUUUGAAUUUGCUCAGUCUAUACUAGGAGCUAAAAUGAAUCGGAUUUAUGUUAAACGAGACAGAUUAUGGUCUCGUUUUAACUCUUUUCUGAGCAAAAUCAAAUUACGCUCUUUAGAUCUCAGCCUAUGAUUAUAUUUAAUCCAACUUGUCUCAACUCUCAACUGAUUCUUACAAGCACAGAUAAUAAUUAUUUCCUGAUUUGUGCUUAUAAGUCUUCACUAUAUGCACUUCUUAUUUUUGGGCUAACCCACUUUUAUUUGGAAAAUUAAAAUUCCUACUACUUUUCAUCAAAAAUAUGGAUUCUGUUAGUUUCGAAAAUUAUCUUUGAGCUUUAGAUAUUUGAACGCAUUCUCCGUCGAGACCCGAGAAACAGGAUAUUUGGCAUCAAUGAAAUGUCAAAACUAAGAGAGAAUCGCGAUGCGUUGAACGAUUUGUAAAGACUAAAAUAUAAUGGACACUGUGUGACUUUAUUAAUGUAUCUUUGUAGGAAGCUUUCAUAUUGCCUAGUGCUGCUGUGAGUUUUGCACAAGUUUAAUGCUUGAUACACAAAACGCGCGAUGGCAACAUGUCCAACAUGGCUCUUAGAAGAUGUAAUAUUCAGCUAUAGGUUUAGUAUAACAUUAAACAAAACCUCAUCAACGUUGAUAGGAUAUGAAAGUAAAAAGGACUUAAAUAACCUUGAUUUAAACUCAAAAAUUCAGUACUGCCGAAUACCGAUUUUAACUUGAUAGAGUUUCCGCUGAGGAGAUGUAUGGGACGAACUAGAGAUUUAAAACAAGGUAGUUAAGAUUAAUUUCACUUUAACGCUAAAAUAUUUUGAUUUUUGAAUUCUAUUAACGUUGGUGAAUGUAAAAUUUUAUACUAAGCAUACUGUAUAAAGAUGAUCGUACUGGAAACCACACGUUUGUGCUGCGGUUCGAUGUGAUUCAUACAGUUUCUUGCAUUACAGAUGACACGCUUACGCGCGCGUUCCGUAUGACGACUUGUCGUAUAGUUCCCAUCGCGCGAUGUUGUGUUUCAGGCUUUAAUAUUUUUUAAGUUAAACGAGGUAUAAACGCAACCACUACAAAAGGACGAGCUUUGAAGCUUUGUGAGUAAGAUGUUAUCAUUUUGAAUAACAAAAAUAAAUAAAUAGUUUGUGAAAUAAUUAAAAAACCGUUCUCUUAGCUGCUUUUCAUAGGUUGCAGAUGCGGCUUGGUGUAUGCUAAUUCUUUUCAGCACAAAGGUUUUUUCUUUUUGUAAAAUGCAAGAAAAAAGGGUACAACGCACAAGGGUUAAUGAAAAUAGGGAGUAAUGGACGAAUUUUUGAUUUUAAACGCAUCUUUCAUAUUUCACUGAAGGACCAAGUCAAGAUAGGGUUUAGCAGUAUGUCCUGUUUAAUUUGGUCGAAUAGAAACUUGCUGUAGUUUCCCUAAACGCAAAACAACAAAGCGAGGGGUGGAUUACAAGGAUGAAAACUUCUAUUUGACCAAAUCACUGCUUGUAAAAUUUAGGCCAGAGUGUUGGGCCAAUGUGUAGCCAAACAGGAACAGAUGCACGUUCAUUGCAUUGGUGGCCAAUAUGGCAAAUUAAUCGGUAAAAGGCCUUUUACAUUUUGACCCAAUGUAUUCGCCAAAAUGUUGGGCCAACAUGGUUAAGUCGUUAAUGAUUUAGAAUCAAAACAAGGCACUUUAUCGCGUGUUUAACUUUAUUCUGUUGUUCCAAAACAACUGUUUGUAUUUUCUAUUACAUAGAUAGACUAAGAGCUGGUGAAUUAUUUGUUCAUCUCUAAACCGAAUUAAUAAGUCUUGAAAAAGUUGUUUAUUUAUUUUAAAAAUUCGUUAAUUCGUACGGCUGCAGGUCAAUUACAUUUAAUAUAAUUACUUAGGAGAUACACAACGGAAUAGAAACAAAAAAUAACAAAUUAACUAUAUAAUUCUUCUAUCAUUUUUAGUCAUAUAUUGGUGUUACCAAAUUAGCGCAAAUGAACGGUGAGAAUUCAUUUUCCGUGUAAACCACUAAAAUCCCAGUCGUAGUUAUUUCUAUAUUUUCCAGUAUUUUGACUGUGAAAUAUUGUGUGACCCAUUCAAAAGCGUUUUGUAAAAGAUUACUUGAGAAUAAAGCCUCUCUUUUUAUGUUAGCCUACCAAUUGUGCAGCAUAAUUGUGUACAUAACUGAAUAUAUUAUUUUAAGCUUUGGAUAUCAUAAUUAGUAUAUGUGCUGUCGUCUAAGCUAUAGUAUACGAUUUAGACGGGUAAUGACUGAAUGUAUACAUUUUUUCUGUCAGGCACUAGGACUAACAUCUUAACAAUUUACACAUUCAAAAUUGUUUUUAAAUUCAAUUAAAAAUAGAAGUAUAAGCACGUUGAACGAAUCGUUCACCGGCUCUCGGUCUUUAGGCGUUUGUAUUGUGUUGUUGGUAUAAAAUAUCGAUUACAGUAUAAACGUGCCCGAUCCUGUGUAUCUUAUUAAUGAAUCGUGUUUAUUGGCUCAGACUGAUUGAUUGUUGCUGUUACUGAAAUCUUAUUACACUCCUAAAUCUUGGUAUCAUACUAAUAUAUUGGUAAUAAUUAUUAUAUUCUAUUAUUAAUCUUGGUAAUAUUAGCGUGGUAAUCAUUUUGGUAUUAGCUUUGUUUCUAUAGUAUUAUCAGUUGCAAGUAAACACGUAAUGAUGAUAAUGAAACUAGGUUGAGAUCUAUAUGUAUAGAGCGCACUUUGACUUUGCUCAGACUUAAGUUCCAGUAAUUAAAACGAGACAGAUUUAUGCCAGUGAUAUAACGCCGUCUCGU
Molecule: messenger RNA, 3801 nt
Organism: Maniola jurtina (meadow brown)
Lineage: Eukaryota; Metazoa; Arthropoda; Insecta; Lepidoptera; Nymphalidae
Source: RefSeq, a predicted model, not a curated record